Molecule: messenger RNA, 2300 nt
Organism: Salvia miltiorrhiza (redroot sage)
Lineage: Eukaryota; Viridiplantae; Streptophyta; Magnoliopsida; Lamiales; Lamiaceae
Exons: 9
Coding region: 726-1946 (406 amino acids)
Source: RefSeq, a predicted model, not a curated record
UCAUAUUUGAUUACGUGUAUACAUGUAUCAUUUUUAUGUCUAUGAUUUAAUCAUGGGACUCAAACUUCUAUCCUAUCAAUUCAUGUUAUAAGUUUAUGAUUUGUCAUGGGGCUCAAGUCUCUACCCCAUCAACUCAAGCUAUGAUUAAGUUUUCGUCAAGGGGCUUAAGUAGGUCUCUACCCUAUUGGCUCAUGUUUUGCAAGUAUUACAUGUCAUGAUAACAUGAUUUGAUUAUAUAAUUAACGUAUAUGAAUAAUUGUUUUGUUCCUCAUUGAGUAUAUUUGAUAUGCUCACCCCUUUUUAUUUUCUUUCAAUUUUGUUAUUGUGGAGUCGAGGUAGCCAUGGAAGUCGAGAAUGACUAGUGAUAAAAGAUUUUGUUUAAAUUCAUUUUUUUUUGUUUAUAAUUAUUAUUUGAUUUAUAAAUGCUUUAUUUAUCCUAGACUAUGCGAAUUUUUGACAAGUCAUGUCACUUUUGAUUGUGUUGGAGUUUGAUUUUUUAACAGAGUAGAUGUGGAGUUAGAAAUCGGUCUUGUUUCUCACUGUCUCUCGUCUCCGGCCUUUCUCUACCGUCCCCGCCGGUCGCCCCAGCUGCAGCCGUCUCCUAUCGCCCGUGGCCUCGUCCCUCGCCCUGCCAAGCAGCAGUGGGCGACGCCGCCGCCCUCGCCCCACGCCGCCUCCUCCGUCCUCCGUGCCUCAGAAGUAUCAGUUGCCUCCGUCACUAGCAGAUGGGUUCAGACAUCAAAACAGUUGAACAGAGAUUGAAGUCUUUCACCAGUCAGCUUCACACGGAAUGUGGAAUUCUAGAGAGGCUUGUGUAUAAACACAAGAAUCAACAUCGAAGAUGCUCUUAUUUUCAAUACAUUCUCAAGGUUAGAAGGGAUUUGCAGCUUCUGAAAUUAGGUGACCUGGAAGAGGUUUUGGAGUCGUCUUUUCUGGUGAUAAAUGGCGAUAGGCCAAAACAAAAGGUUCAGCUUUUAGAAGGUUUGAAGAGGAGAAAAACUAACAGUGGAAAAUAUAAUUUUCUGGAAAGGCUUUUGGGAGUUACCCGUCUAUUGUCACAGAUUGUUGAGCCUUUGCUGAAGGCAGCUAUGGAGAUAUCCAUGCUUCUUGCACGGUCAUUUUUCAUGAAGUUUUCACUGGCGGUAUUGGCUGUGCUUGCACGUAUUCGAGUACUGGUUCAACAAAUGCUUUUUGAUGCUGUUGUUCUAUACAACACCGUUUCUUCUCUUUCACAAAAGGAACAAAGUAUUAAAUUAAAUCAAGAAGGAUUCGAGGUCUUUAGAGAAUAUUUUCCAAGAAAAGAGGAAGUGAGAAUAUUACUAGAAUGCAUUUGGCAGAAGGAUAAGUUUGUCUUAGUUGAGACGACCCACAAAAGUGAGACCACUAGUCAAGAGAAGGAUGACCCAGGAGACUUCUCACUGAGCACUCCACAAAUACUAUAUGAGAACAUUGAGGUUUUACUAGGAGUUGAUGAAACUGGGGCUGCAACUUCUGUACAUCCGGCAACAGACACAAACGAUGUUGAAGAGAACUGCAGUUAUGCUGGAUUGAAGAAAGAUGAUAAAAAUGUUCCGGAAGCCUCAGAUAUAGUUCCAUCUUCAACUGCAAAUAUAGUUUCCUUAGAAGAUGGUUUCACCAAUUCAUCGGCUAGAACAUUCUCCGAAACAAACAGAAAUAAGUUAGCUGGAGAUGAUUCAUGCUUUAUGAGAACCUCUGAAGCCAGAGGCACACACAUAGAAGCUAGCCGGCCUGCUAUUUCAACCACAUUGGUUCUUUCAAAACCAGUUAGAAAGGAAACGAGUAAGAAGGUUGCUUUUAUAACUGUUAAACAACCACCUCCAUCGACUACAGAUCAAUCGAGGUUUGAUUUGAAGGUCACAGAAAGGAACAAUAAAGAUCCAUUUUUCAGUCUCCUUAGUGGUGGGGACAAGAGUAGUCUAUUGUAAGUAGUAGAGUAGCCUUUUCAAUAGAGUCGAUAUCUGAGUAACUUGGCUCAUUUUACUGCCCUAAAUACAAGUUAGGGAAAUUUUGGUUUUGAUCCUUGAAAGUCAUGGAUGCUCCAACGAGACAAUUUUACCAUCUACAGCUUAAGGCGGAGGCUGUGCUUGGCCAAGGUACAGCUUUUAACACCUCAGAUAUCUGUUGAGUUUAGCUCAAAAUCGUCUUAUCUUGUUAGUGAUAGAUUUUUAUUAUUAUUAUUUCAUUAAUCUUUUACUGUGUUUACUUGAUAGAGAUACUGAAAAAGAAAAAAAAUGCAUUUUUCAUUAUUAAAGAGGUAGUAUGGAAGAGAGUUACUGAAA